Messenger RNA from Vanessa tameamea, 1732 nucleotides. It is a transcript of the gene Cht2, whose product is annotated as probable chitinase 2. Gene Ontology annotation, biological process: carbohydrate metabolic process; chitin catabolic process. The transcript has 9 exons. Gene Ontology annotation, cellular component: extracellular region. Lineage: Eukaryota; Metazoa; Arthropoda; Insecta; Lepidoptera; Nymphalidae. Gene Ontology annotation, molecular function: chitin binding; chitinase activity. Bases 100 to 1641 code for a protein of 513 amino acids. The record is from RefSeq and is a predicted model, not a curated record.
GUAAGAAUGUCGCGGCGCGUCGACGUAUUCUAAAUUCAAAUUUGAAUAUUUUUUUAAAUUAUAACAAGGAAGGUGUAACAUUAAAUUCGUUGUUAUAAAAUGGUGGGAAAAGUGAGUUUGAUUUUUUUAAUCGUCGCCUUAAUGGCGUCGGUUAUGGAUGGACAGACCUUGGGAGGUCCUAUGCACGGGAAGGUAGUCGUCUGUUACGUCGCGACGUGGGCAGUCUACCGACCAGGUGAAGGAAAGUACGGGUUGGCUGACCUGGAACCAUCUCUUUGCACGCAUCUCAUUUAUUCCUUUGCUGGGUUAGACGAAUCCACCAUGAGCAUCAAGAGUCUCGAUCCCUGGCAAGAUCUAGAAAAGGACUACGGAAAGGCAGGUUACAAAAACCUCGUAAGUCUUAAAGCAAGGUAUCCGCAUCUCAAAGUAACAGUUGCUAUCGGUGGCUGGAACGAAGGCUCGUCUAAAUAUUCCGCCAUGGCGUCGAAACCAGAGACAAGAGCGAAGUUUGUGCAGAGUGUUAUGUUCUUUUUAAAUACGUAUAAGUUCGAUGGUUUGGAUUUGGAUUGGGAAUACCCGACAAAGAGAGGAGGAAACCCAGAAGAUAAAGCUAACUACGUAGCUAUGGUCAAGGAAUUAAAAGACGCAUUCGAGCCUUAUGGCUACAUCCUGACGGCAGCGCUGGGCGCUGGAAAAGAUACAAUGGAAAGUGCCUACGAUCUUGCCAAAUUGAGUCGCUAUCUAGAUUUCAUACAUAUGAUGUGUUAUGAUUACCACGGAACUUGGGACAACUUGGUUGGAGCAAACGCUCCUCUAGAUGGAAUUGGAGACAAUGAUGUCCUAAGUGUGAAAUACACCAUUGAAUAUAUGCUUUCCCACGGCGUGAGUCCUUACAAGAUGGUUCUCGGGUUACCAAUGUACGGUCGUACUUUCAUUUUGAGCGACCCGAAUGUCAAAAACAUUAAAUUCGGCGUAACGCCAACCAAAUCCGUCACAUUCGCUGGGCCUUGGACCAGGGAAGCUGGAUUUAUUGGAUAUAAUGAGGUCUGUGCGGAAAUUACUAAUAAGUCGUCUAAAUGGACACAACAUUGGGAAGAAAAAACAGCAACGCCUUAUCUCCGAGACGGCGAAAGAGUUAUCGUUUAUGAUAAUCCAAGAUCUAUUGCUGUUAAAAUAAAAAUGGCCAUUGACUAUGGUCUCGGAGGACUCAUGGUGUGGAGUAUAGAUACUGAUGACUUUAAAGGUGGUUGCGAACCAGAACCUGGUGCAUAUCAAGAUUUUGUUGAUCGAUACAAUGAUAUGGUGGACGAUCCUCUAUUGCAAGAGGCGCUAAAGAAUCUUAAUUUACCAGAUGGAAACCGCAUAGAAAACUUAAGUAGACGUACUUCGUAUGUUAUUUCAAACAACAAACUACAUCUCCGAUUACCAGAACCUGAAUUCUCUAACUACGCCUUAAUGAGAACCAUAAAUGAUGCAACUACAAUCGCGUUAGAAGAGAAGCGAAUACUAGACGAAAUGAAGGCAAUAACGAGAAAGAAUGAGAUAGGAGAUACCGAUGACGAUAAAGGUUCAGCGAAGGCAAUAGCCGGUAGUGUAAUAUGUGUACUGUUAUGUGUUGUGUUUGCUUUCAAGCUGUACUGACUUGAUGUUCUGUGAUUCGUUUACUUAGAAAUUUUAGUAAGACUAUCAAAACAUUCUGUUUUUAUAUGAUACGAUACAACGGCCAAUAUUU